AUGCUGUCACUAACGGAGUCAAAGGUUACGUUUCUUGCUCCGAAAAGCACCAACGUCUCCUCGUCGGUAGAACCCAUGGUGCCGAAACUGGACUCGGUUUUGGCCAACAAGGUGCCUUCGGACUCGCUUUUUUCCAAGUCAGCUUUUUCCAAGUUUUUGCUCAACAAACACUGUCUAGAGAACCUUGAGUUCUACCAGUCGCUUCAGCUAUUUAUCGAAAACCAUAAUACUGAUAGCAACGUGUGGAAGAUACUCUACGAGGAGUACUUCGAGAACAACGCCUCAAGCGAGAUCAAUCUCCCUGGAGACUUGAAAGCUGGGCUUUCGGGGUCUACGAUACCCGACAUCAGUCUUUUGCAGAGAUUUCUCUCCAUAACGAAACAUUAUCUACACGACUCCUACCAGGAAUUCACCAGACAGGUGAUAGAAAAAAUGUUUGUUACGGUAGAAUCCUCGUCGGAAGAAGACGAUACGUUGGAGCGGGACGAGACUAACGAGCACGCGCCCGGCAAAACACAGAGAAACCAAAGCUUCUCCUCUAUCUCCUCCGCUAAGAGCGGCUCAGGGUCGUCCUGGGCAAAGUGGGGCAAGAAAUUACGCUGGCGUAGAAGCUCUUCUGUCUCCGAUUGA
Molecule: messenger RNA, 630 nt
Organism: Ogataea parapolymorpha DL-1
Lineage: Eukaryota; Fungi; Ascomycota; Pichiomycetes; Pichiales; Pichiaceae
Exons: 1
Coding region: 1-630 (209 amino acids)
Source: RefSeq, a predicted model, not a curated record